AUGGGGAAAAGCAAACAGGCUCCGAGAAGAGUUUUUAUCAACAGGAUAGACUCGUAUGCGUCCAGAAACAUCGCCAAGCUGUUGUGUGAAUGCGGGGUGGAUACAGCUGGGGAUGCCUCUGAAGACCUGGACGGUGAAACAGAACCCGACCAGACUGAGUCAGGAGGAUUCCAGGUCGUCGGGACUGUCUCAGACCAGUCCGAGGAGGAGUGGCCAUUUGUGCUGGAGAAGUAUUUUCAACCAGACAAGGGUGAUUUGCUGGCCAAACUGCUGUCUUGUGAUGUUGUUAUCUACAACAUCAGCCAGCAUGCUGAUCAGGUGGAAGAAGGCUUCUGGGCUGCUUCAGCUCUUCACAAUGAAAUGGGACAUUUCUCCAAACCGAAGGUAUUCAUUCUCAUCUCUACGGUGAUGACUUGGGCCUGCAGCAAGUCCCCUGGUCCUGAUGAGCCGGAGCUGCUCACCGAUGAGAGUUUCAGGAGCAGAAAGGCACAUCGGAACUUCAAAACACACAUCGACUUAGAGAAGAAGGUGGUCAAACUGGGAAAAACGAACAAAGCUGUGUUCUCCACAUACGUGGUGGCUUCAGGACUGCAGUACGGGAUGGGAGAACAAGUCUUCCACUACUUUUUUAAGACUUCAUGGAUGGGAGAAGAACAUGAAAUUCCCGUCUUUGGAGACGGAAACAACUUUGUUCCUACGAUUCACAUCAGCGAUCUGGCAAGAGUGGUUCAGAACGUGAUCGAACAUCGGCCGGAGCCACAGUACCUGCUGGCUGUUGACAGCUCCAGCUGCACCCUGGGGGACAUCGUGAAGGUCUUCGCCGCUGAACUGGGACCAGGGAAGAUCUGCAAAAAGCCUUUUGAGGAAGCCUUCCUUAUUAAAGACUUAAGUGUGAUGGAAAUUGAUUCCAUGCUGGUCAACCUCCGCCUGUCUGCAGCUCACAUUGAGACGCUGUUCUCCAUUAACUGGCUGUGUCAGUCUGGUCUGGUGGAAAACAUCGACCUGGUGGUGAAAGAGUACCGGCAGGAGCGGGAACUGCUGCCCGUCCGUGUCUGUGUUCUGGGUCCUCCUGCGGUGGGGAAAAGCACGGCGUGCAAAGCCAUCUGUGAGCACUACAGACUGCAUUACAUCUCUCUGAAGGACGCAGAGAUCAUCCCCCAGGAAGGCGUGAACUCUGACCCAGAGAACCACGAGACGCUCAGCAGCCUGAAGCAUACGGAUCAGAAUGAAGGUGUUUUGGACGACCAGCUGAAGAUGCUGAAUGAAAAACUGCAAUCAAAUCCAUGCAGAAACCAGGGUUUUGUUCUGGAUGGUUUUCCUGAGACUUAUGAACAAGCCAAAGAGUUCUUCUACGAUGAAGAGGAUGGCACAUCCAAGAUUGUACCUGAGUUUGUGCUGUGUCUGGAUGCGUCAGAUGACUUCCUGAUAGACCGAGUGAUCAACCUGCCCGAGAGCGUAGUCCAAAAGCACAACUACGAGCAGGAGCACUUCCUGAGGCGGGUGGCCGAGUACAGGAAGAACGCGGACGCUGACCCGGUCAUCAACUACUUUCUGGAGAUGGACGUCGCCCCUCUGCACCUCGAGAUCGGCAGCAGCAGCGAACCUGACUGGGGGCUGCUGAUGCAGAAGGUCUAUGACACUCUGGGUCAGCCCAAAAACUACAGCUCCACCAGGGAGGAGGAAGAAGAGGAGGAGCUGAGGAAGGCAGAGGAGGGGCUGAGGAGGGAGGCCCAGGACAAAGAAGAGGAGGAGCGGUGGAAGGAGGAAGAGGGCAGGUGCAGGGAAGCACGCUGGAAGGAAUGGACUGAGAAACAGGAAGUGGUGAGGCAGCAGGAGGAGGAGCUGCUGGAGGCCCAGUCGCUCUCCACGAGGAACUACCUGCUGGAGCACGUCAUGCCGACGCUGACCCAGGGUCUGGCCGAAUGCUGCGCCGUGCGGCCGGAGAACCCGGUGGAGUUUCUGGCGGAGUACUUGUUUAAGAACAACCCCUCUGACUACUAACAGUAGAGAUUAGUCCUUGUUGAUGGACCCACAUGAGAUGUGAGUAAAUACAAGAUAUUGAAGCCAGUUUCAUGUUCUUUUUUUCAUUAGUCUUUGAGACUUGUCAUCACAUUGCAAGUGUCCCUCAGUUCACGCUUGGAAUCUGAUAAGGUCUAAUUAGUAAGUGGCCCGUUCUCCUGCCCCUGUUGGGUUUCCGCUCUGAUUUCUUUGGGCUCUGGUGUGCUAGCCAUUACUUAAAAUCACCCCAAAAAGCAAAUGAAAGCGUGCACGAAGCCAAAAGCUAAUUAUGGAAGUUAAUUUGCCUAAUGAACUUGGUAAACUCAAAAGUCGACACGCUCGGAUCGUAAUUGCUUUGAUUUGGCUGCCGAUAUCCAGGAAGGAUGAAAUGCUAUAAAUGGCAGCGAGUUUGUGGCUCCCUCAUGUUGCCACUCACGACUCCAAAGUGCACAUAAUUGGUUGCAAACGGACCUCCAAAUUAUUUCAUUGUACAUACCUAAUCACCACACGGGGAAAUUAAGAGAGUUUAUCUGGAAAACAUCGUGACGCAGGCUGCCGCCGGAUAAUUUGAUGCACCAUCUGUGAGUCCCAGGUACAAACACACACACGCAACGUGGGGAGUUUCCUGAAAACACAUCCCUGACGAGGUCUGUAAAUGUUAUGUAAACAUGUCUGUUGGUUUUCUAUGUGAACGUUCUCACACGGCAAAUGACUGACGGCAAAUUUCCAGAACUUCAGAAGGUGAAUCUUUGAAUGCAGGCCCUUAAAAGGAUCUUGUCUUUCUUAAGCAUGUAGAGUGAUUGCAGGUUUUUAUUCACUAGUUUUUGUUUUUAAUUGCGUGCUUAAGUUUGGAUCCUCACCUAAACCAAGUGAAUGAUGGGAAGGAAAAAAAGCAGAAUUAAUGUUAUUUUUCAGUGCGUUUUGCUGCUGAAGUUGUUUUGUUCAGGUUGGCAGGUGCUGAGUAGCUCUGUUUUUUUGCAAUAAAUCUCACAAAUAUAGAUAUUUACACAUUUUAAUGCAUUGAAGACAGAAAAAACAAAAGAAAUACAGAGGAACAAUUCUGGUCUACAGCAGAAGUUUUUUUUUUUGCUUUUCUAUCAUCCAGGUUUGUU
Salarias fasciatus (jewelled blenny) is the source of this 3110-nucleotide messenger RNA. RefSeq names its product adenylate kinase 7-like. Gene Ontology annotation, molecular function: ATP binding; nucleobase-containing compound kinase activity. The transcript has 18 exons. Bases 1 to 2001 code for a protein of 666 amino acids. NCBI's taxonomy places the organism in Eukaryota, Metazoa, Chordata, Actinopteri, Blenniiformes, Blenniidae. The record is from RefSeq and is a predicted model, not a curated record. Gene Ontology annotation, biological process: nucleobase-containing compound metabolic process.